AUGCAGCGGGGCCGUGUGACGUGCCGAGCUGCUGCAGUCAGUGUCCUCGGUCUCCUGUGGGUCGUCACGGCUGUCUUCAUCUGCCCAGAGACAUGUGAUUGCCGAUCUAACGGGGAGGUUGACUGUAACGGACGGGGAUUCAAAGACGCUCCCGUUAACAUACCAUUGGGUUCAAGUAUUCUCCGCCUGGGAGACAAUCGCAUACAGAACCUGUCUGAUACGGAUUUCUCCUACCUAACUAACCUGGAGGAGCAUUAUUUGCACAACAACGACAUCCGCGUUCUCCCUAGCGGAGUUUUCUCCCACCUCACUAGCCUGACGUUGCUUGAUCUGAGCAACAACGAUAUCCGCUUUCUCCGUAUUGGGGUUUUCUCCAACCUCACCAGCUUGGAGAGGCUUGAUCUGAGCAACAACGACAUCCGCGUUCUCCCAACUGGGGUUUUCUCCAACCUCUCCAGCUUGGAGAGGCUUGAUCUGAGCAACAACGACAUCCGCGUUCUCCCAACUGGGGUUUUCUCCAACCUCACCAGCCUGGAAGAGCUUAAUCUGGACAACAACAACAUCCGCGUUCUCCCUACUGGGGUUUUCUCCAACCUUGGCAGCCUGAAGAGGCUUUAUCUAAGCUUCAACAACAUCCGCGUUCUUCCUGGCGGAGUAUUCUCACAUUUCACCCGCCUAAGAGGGCUGUUUCUAUCAGAUAAUAAUAUAGCUGACCUUCCAGAUGGAGUGUUCUCAAAUCUGACCAGUUUGACACAUCUUGACUUGCGCAGCAAUAACAUCCCGAGUCUGCCCACAGGGGUGUUCUCCCAGCUCACCCGUCUGACGAUCCUGUGGCUAGAUGAAAAUCAUAUAGCUCACCUUCCUAAUGGCGUAUUCUCAAACCUGAUCAGUCUGGAGCGGCUUUACCUUUACAAGAAUAACAUCUCGAGUCUGCCCAUUGGAGUUUUCUCACAUCUCACCCGUCUUAUUACGCUCUAUCUAUUUGACAAUCAUAUAGCUGAGCUCCCAGAUGGAGUGUUCUCACAACUGACCAGUUUGGAAUUGCUUCGCUUGAAGGACAACAACAUCUCGAGUCUGCCCGCUGGUGUGUUCUCAAACCUUACCUGUGUGGUAGAGCUUGAUCUGGACAACAAUAACAUCUCGACUUUGCCCACUGGAUUAUUCUCAAAUCUUAACCGUCUGACGGGACUGUCACUAUCUGGUAAUCAUAUAGCUGAGAUCCCAGAUGGAGUAUUCUCUAAUCUGACCAGUUUGGAAUGGCUUCACUUGGGCAACAAUAACAUUUCGAGUCUUCCCACUGGAGUGUUCUCGCAUCUCAACAGUCUUCUGUUGUUUAAAUCCCUUUACAUAGCCAGAAACCCAUGGAGGUGUGACUGUGGUCUACAUGGUCUGAUGACUUCGGCACGUCUGCGCACUCUAAUUUCCGAUGACCCUACCUGCAGUUCCCCUCCCCACAUGAAAGGCGACGCGUUGUCAUCUGUUGUGGCAGACACGGUUCGUCGCCGCAGUGGGGACUGCGCUUCGGGACGCGCUGAGGGCAUUUGUUCUUGCACCAUCGGCUGGACUGGCCUAUACUGCGAUAAAGACAAUCCUGUUGACAGCAGGAUUGUUGGUGAAAUGUGCCCCCCCACCUCCCCACCCCCCUGUAGACUAUUUGACAUGCAGUAG
Branchiostoma floridae (Florida lancelet) is the source of this 1668-nucleotide messenger RNA. RefSeq names its product leucine-rich repeat-containing protein 15-like. The coding region runs from base 1 to 1668 and encodes 555 amino acids. Lineage: Eukaryota; Metazoa; Chordata; Leptocardii; Amphioxiformes; Branchiostomatidae. The record is from RefSeq and is a predicted model, not a curated record. The transcript is spliced from 2 exons. Gene Ontology annotation, cellular component: extracellular matrix. Gene Ontology annotation, molecular function: protein binding.